Messenger RNA from Chroicocephalus ridibundus (black-headed gull), 533 nucleotides. Its product is annotated as corticoliberin-like. The transcript has 2 exons. Gene Ontology annotation, biological process: negative regulation of epinephrine secretion; positive regulation of cortisol secretion; negative regulation of glucagon secretion. The record is from RefSeq and is a predicted model, not a curated record. Lineage: Eukaryota; Metazoa; Chordata; Aves; Charadriiformes; Laridae. Gene Ontology annotation, cellular component: extracellular region. The coding region runs from base 95 to 487 and encodes 130 amino acids. Gene Ontology annotation, molecular function: corticotropin-releasing hormone activity.
CCCUAUAUAGCGCGGUGCCGGGCGGGCGGCGCGGUGCGGUGCGUCCUGUCGGGCGGAGCGGCAGUGAGCGGCGUCUGGCCCUGGAGCGGCUGCGAUGCGGAUCAGGAUGAUUUCGGCUGCCUCCGUCCUCGUCCUGCUCUUCCUGCCCUCGGAGACCUGCUCACCCCUGCAGUGGCCCCGGGGCCUGUCCCGCAGGCUGACCCUGGCCCCCCAGCCCACCUGGGAGCCUUGGCCGGGAGCCCCGCGACCCCCUGUCCCCGCCGCUGGCCCCCUGCCCCAAAGACUGUGCCAACCCCAUGGGGCAGAGCCCACCCCGGCCCCCCGCAACCCGCGGGCGCUGCAAACCGGCAAGAGGCGAGACGGCAAACCCAACUCGCUGGAUCUCACCUUCCACCUCCUGCGCGAGUUCCUGGAGAUGUCCCGGGAGGAGAGACUGGCCCAGAAGGCGCUCAGCAAUAAGCUCUUGCUGCAGAGUAUAGGAAAAUGAGGAAGGAUCGUUUUGGGGGGGAGGGGAAGGGGGGAAAUGAAAAAGA